Molecule: messenger RNA, 1658 nt
Organism: Ictidomys tridecemlineatus (thirteen-lined ground squirrel)
Lineage: Eukaryota; Metazoa; Chordata; Mammalia; Rodentia; Sciuridae
Source: RefSeq, a predicted model, not a curated record
AUGCUCAAGUUUCCCGGGACCGGUGGGUGUGCGCGUAAGGACCGCACCCCCAGCGCCUCCCCGGACCUGGGCAAGCACUCGCCCCUGGCGCUGCUGGCCGCCACCUGUAGCCAGAUCGGCCAGCCAGGCACGUCAGCGGCCCCAGACUUCCUGCAGGUGCCCUAAGACCCAGCGCUGGGCUCACCCUCCAGGCUCUUCCACCCCUGGACCGCGGACAUGCCGGCGCAUUCACCGGGCGCGCUGCCUCCCCCGCAUCCCAGCCUUGGGCUGACGCCACAGAAAACGCACCUGCAGCCUUCUUUUGGGGCUGCACACGAGCUACCACUCACACCCCCAGCUGACCCCUCGUAUCCCUACGAGUUCUUGCCGGUCAAGAUGCUGCCCUCGAGCAUGGCAGGUCUGCCUGCCAGCUGUGCACUGGCCUACGUGCCCUACGCUACGCAGGCUGCCCUACCGCCGGGGUACUCCAACCUCCUACCCCCGCCGCCGCCACCGCCUCCGCCGCCCACCUGCCGCCAGUUGUCCCCCAACCCGGUCCCCGACGACCUCCCGUGGUGGAGCAUUCCUCAGUCGGGCGCUGGGCCAGGGGCCUCUACGGUUCCAGGGGGCGGCCUCUUCAGCGCCUGUGCCGGGCCCCCCCAUGCUCCGCGCUUCCCUUCCUCUGCUGCCGCUGCCGCUGCUGCGGCCGCCGCCUUGCAAAGGGGCCUGGUGUUAGGCCCGUCGGACUUUGCGCAGUACCAGAGCCAGAUCGCCGCGUUGUUGCAGACCAAGGCCCCCCUGGCGGCCACGGCCAGGAGGUGCCGCCGCUGCCGUUGCCCCAACUGCCAGGCGGCGGGCGGCGCCCCUGAGGCGGAGCCGGGCAAGAAGAAGCAACACGUGUGCCACGUGCCGGGCUGCGGCAAGGUGUACGGGAAGACGUCGCAUCUGAAAGCGCAUCUGCGUUGGCACACGGGUGAGCGGCCCUUCGUGUGCAACUGGCUUUUUUGCGGCAAGAGCUUUACGCGCUCAGACGAGUUGCAGCGGCACCUGCGGACUCACACCGGCGAGAAACGCUUCGCCUGUCCCGAGUGUGGCAAGCGCUUCAUGCGGAGCGACCACCUUGCCAAGCACGUCAAGACGCACCAAAAUAAGAAGCUCAAAGUUGCUGAGACCGGGGUUAAGCGGGAGAACCCGCGGGACUUGUGAGCCCAUCCUGGCGUGCCCCGAGGUCACUCCCGCCUCAGACCCCCUUCUCAGUACCUCUUGCGGAGGUCCCGGGGUCUGUGGGCAGCAGACUUAGUAGAUGAACUUCAGUUGUCCGCCUCUCAAAGUAGAGCCGGGCUCCCACUUUCCUUAGCCCUAGAAUAGAGGGACGGUUGGGAUCUGGGACUUGUUGGGUCAUGGUUGGGAUCUUGAGUUACCCCAGGAGUGGUUCUAAACUUUGAAUCAUUUCCACCAUCUGGGAGACCUACCGUUGGGACGUAACACCCAGAGCUGGCCUUGUAUAUAGGAAACGCUGCUGAAUGAAAGCGAAAGGACCUUGGGAGAUUUUAAAUAUUGCUCGGGUUUUCGCUAGGAUUCAUUCGGACUUUGUACAGAUUAUUUAAUAGCUUUGUUAAAGAAUAAUUAUAAUAAUUAUAACAUUAAUAAAAUGUUUUCUUUGUCCUCAGCUACACGCA